GGUGCUGUGUACGACUCGAACGAGCGCCAGCCGCACUCCAAGUGUCUUCCAGGGACCAGGACUGGCGUACUUGAGAAACUCCGAGAACUCGUCGAUGACGAAGCGCACAAGAUCGUGUGGCUCUGCGGGGAGUCGGGGUCGGGAAAGUCGACGAUAGCGCAUACCCUCGCAGACGAACUCAGAGAUACGAACAGGCUCGCAGCUUCAUUCUUUUUUUCCAGAAAACAUACUAAGCGCAGCACGUUCGACCAUGUCCUCCUCACCCUCGCGUAUCAGCUGGGAAUACACCAUCCCACUGCAAAAGAGAUCAUUGUGAAGGCCAUCGCCGACGACCCGGCCUUGCUCUCCACCGAGAAAUCGCGCAGGGAUCAGCUCGAGGCACUCGUCAUUGAGCCUCUAAAGGCUCUU
This is a messenger RNA of Coniophora puteana RWD-64-598 SS2, 408 nucleotides long. RefSeq lists its product as uncharacterized. Gene Ontology annotation, molecular function: RNA helicase activity; RNA binding. NCBI's taxonomy places the organism in Eukaryota, Fungi, Basidiomycota, Agaricomycetes, Boletales, Coniophoraceae. The annotation marks the transcript as partial. The record is from RefSeq and is a predicted model, not a curated record. The transcript has a single exon.